AUGAAGUUUGGUGACACCCUCUACCAGAGGUCUGUCCCGAAAUGGACCGCCUACAAUGUAAAGUACAACGAACUCAAGCACCUCAUCAAGAUCCGAACCUCCGCAGGUGUCGUGGUUCCUGUGGGUAUACCUGUGCAGGGCAAGAGCAAGUGGGAAGAGUUGGAAAACGAACUGUACACUUUAAUAGAGGGCGAAUAUAACAAUGUGACUCUCUUCCUUCGGAGUAAGCAGGGCGAGAUUGAGCGGCGCCUGGCCUACGUCGAGAAGCAGAUCAAGUUGGCACAGCGCGCCGUGGAAGAUAACGCUCUGCAUAAGUCCAUCAUACAAGCCAGGAAGUACCGACAACUGAUCAAGGACGUCGAUGGUAUCGGCGAUGAGGUACAGAACUUGUCGCGCUUUGCUGCCGUGCAAAAGACGGCCUUUCGCAAGAUUCUCAAAAAGUACCGGAAAUGGACUGGUUCUACAGCUUUACAGACCAGAUUGGACGUCGAAGUGUUUUCCUCCAAAAAGUUACAGACAGACUUUUCUGAUUAUCUUCAGGAGUUGUCUGAGCAGAAAGCAAUCCUAACAGAGGAACUCGCUGGUCCCAUGCUUACCGGUCGACCUGGAAGUCCCUCGUCCGCAUCAGACAAACAGCAGAAACGUAUCUCUGCUUCAAUGAAAAGGUCAUCUACUACCAAACUCAACGAGGCAGUUCUUCGGGGUUCUUUGGCGUUUGACGCGGCCAUCUUGACCGUGCCAUAUGGCGAAACUGCAGGAAGUGUCUUCUACUGGAUUCACCAGGACAAUCUUGACGAGACUCGUGCUCUGCUUUUGAGACACAUGCGAGAUGCCUCCGUUUCCUCAACACCAUCCAGGAACAACUCACUCGAGUCCAUCGCUUCCAGGAAGAGACCAACCCUGGAGUCGGAUUCUAAUCUCCUCACCCAUAUGGCCAUUUUUGACAAUGCUUAUCGGUAUACCAAAGACCAAGGCAUCUCCCGACCAUCUCGGAUAGCAUUGAGUAGUCAUUGGGGCUCGGCACCCGAGGCAAUUGUCACUCUAGCUGGCCUGUCCCCAACUUCCUCGGACAGCACCAUGCUCACGGUCAGUCGCAAGGAUUUGGUCAGUGCCCUACAGUGUGAUCAGACAACCAGUAGCACAUCGGAAAAUGUACACAUCGUUCGCAAAUACCUGCGAGAACACAGAGACAUUCAACCGCUGGCUCAUGUUCACUUUGCUCGUAAUCGCUACCUCGGCCUGACCAAUACUACGGAGAUGGGAAUCUGGGCGACACUUGACUCUAAUGUCACCGUGACUUCCGUGGAUAUGGACCACAUUGGAGAACCUCUUCCGCAGACCCAGACUGGAGAUGUCUUCCCCUAUUCGAUACUUCAUAUUCGAUGGGAGGCCGCACGCAUACCACCUGCGGCACGCGCUUUCGAUGAGUCCCAUUUGGUGGAGCGCGUGGAGGGCUUCACGCUGGAAGAUUUGGCCAUUCAUGCUGUUCAGAAGGAUUUGGCAGAACCAUCCUGGCAUCCUCUCCUGCAGAAAGAUAUUCGAAAGGUGCCGACUUCGCCGCGGAUGAGCAGACUAGGGUCUGCAAGCCGCUCGCGGCUCAAUGUUGCAGAUAUGGCUGGCACGUCUUCUGGGCCUUCGUCGACCGACGGACCUCAAGGAAGUAUCUUCUCCGCUGGCACUGUUGAAGCUGUUUCAGUCACAUCCGAAAGCGCAGAACAAGGCAACACAGGACCUUCCAGAGUGUCGGCAGUCGCGAACAAGCCCCGCAGGAAGAAGAUUGCUCGUAUCAAGGUUCCCGAACGAGCUCCGUCUCCCGUCAGAUAUUGGAACGAGUUCGACGAUGGGGACUCCGAUGUCAAUCAGGGGGGCGGCUAUGUGAUUUAUGUUGACCCUGACGAGCCUGCAUUCCCCGGUGCCGAGAAGAUGGCACAGGCGUUUGGAGCUUUGUACGACAGCCUCAGUCGGGGCACAACCAAGCUUGUAUCUUGGUUGCCGCUUCAUUCGGAGAAAGGCCAAGAUGGCUUUGCGGGAGAACGCUCGCCGUUGCUCAGCGGCGAAAACGACGAUUUUGACACGUCGGGUUCGGACACUGAAGGAUCGAUUGUUCAACGUUCCCCGCGGCAGGCAAACAGGCGUCGUCAGUCGCAUCGGCCGCGCUCUGGAACUUCAACAUCUUAUCGCCCUGGUCAGGUUCUCACUCCGCGUCAAAAGGCACUGGAACAAAUGCUAUUCAUGUUCUACUCGGGAUUGAUCGCCAUAUCGUACGUGCUUCUGAUCAUGUCGAGCAUCCUCCUGGGAACGGGCCGCAGGAAAGCCUAUGUCGAGGUCGAUGCCGGCGUUGUCGCGGGCGUCGUCUCCGCAGAGACGUGUGCCAUCGCCGCCACGAUCCUGAUCAUGAUGAGGAGACAACAGCUCAGCGUGCUCCACUGGGGCCUGGUCGCCGUCCUGGUCUCGAGCGUUGUUGUCGUUGGCGUCGCGCUGUUGUCGUUCAUGUUUGCAGGUGUAGCUCCCGGCUCCGACAAGAAAGGGUCGGGUGGUAAAUCGGCGAGGAUAACUGGAAAUCAGUGA
Molecule: messenger RNA, 2568 nt
Organism: Exophiala spinifera
Lineage: Eukaryota; Fungi; Ascomycota; Eurotiomycetes; Chaetothyriales; Herpotrichiellaceae
Exons: 1
Coding region: 1-2568 (855 amino acids)
Source: RefSeq, a predicted model, not a curated record